AUGACCGACGACGAUCAUACCGCCCGGGAUCUUUGGCUCGCCAUCGAGGGCCUCUUUCGCACCAACAAGCAAUCCCGGGUGAUCUUCCUCAGCCACGACUUUCACUCCAUGACGCAGGGCACCUCCUCUAUCGCCGAGUACUGCAGCCGCAUGAAGACCCUCGCCGACGCCCUCCGCGACGUCGGCCAUCCCGUUCAGGACUCCCAACUUGUCCUAAACCUGCUCCGCGGCCUCAACCCGCGCUUCUCCAACACCGCCGACAACAUCGCCAACUCCUCCGCCGGCUUCCCGUCCUUCGCCCAGGCGCGGGACAUGUUCGCCCUGAAAGAACUUCACCUCGCUAACAAGGAGAAGAUCUCUAACUCCAUUGCCCUCCUCGUCGGGACCUCCUCGUCUUUCGGCUGUACGGGCAGGUGUCGCUCGGCGUCUGGUUCUGUCCAGACUGGCGGCAGCGGCAGCAGCAGUAGCGGCGGCCGCGGCGCCGACAGUAGCGGCAAGAAGAAGUAG
Molecule: messenger RNA, 507 nt
Organism: Setaria italica (foxtail millet)
Lineage: Eukaryota; Viridiplantae; Streptophyta; Magnoliopsida; Poales; Poaceae
Exons: 1
Coding region: 1-507 (168 amino acids)
Source: RefSeq, a predicted model, not a curated record